AAGUACUACGUGAACCAAAUCCUGAGCCUUGACGAAGACUCCCUGCGCCGGUCCUGGAACAAGGUGUGUCGCGCCAAUCGUGACAACCAAAUCGAGAAGGAUGCGCGCAUCGAGUACCUGUCGUGGCGUGUGUGGGCCAUGAAGCGCAAGCGCGCCGCCAUCGCCGCGCGGCAAGCCUACCUUCGUCGGGUCAAUGCGGUCAACGGCGAAGAAGACGACGAGUCUGAUGAACGCACCGCACUCCUGUACCUUGACGAUCUGGACACCACCGUAAACCUGGAGGUGGGUUGGGACUUGGCCACAGAAAAGGGCGUAGCGCCCUCCGCUGCCGUAUCCCCCCCUACCGAGGCUGAUCUGGAUCUGCUCGUACACCGGUAUCCCCGGCUGUACGUCGUACUCAUCUCCCUGCACGGCCUGGUGCGAGGCAGUCGAAUGGAGCUAGGGCGGGAUCCGGACACGGGGGGCCAGGUGAAGUACGUUGUUGAGCUGGCCCGAGCUCUGGGCCGAAUCCCGUCCGUGGCUCGAGUGGACCUCCUCACCCGCCUCAUUGCGGACCCCAAGGUACGGCACGCCCUGGGGUGGAGCGUGUCCGGCCCUGAAAACCCGCCUUGUGGUGGCGAUGGCGGCAGCGACCCACUCACGGGGGCCUUCAUUGUACGACUGCCGUGCGGACCAUCGGACGUAUACCUCAGGAAGGAGGACCUGUGGCCCUACAUACGGGACUUCGCGGACCGCGCCCUGCGCCACAUCACCAGCACCCUGGCCCGCCUGUCGGCCAGCGGCACCCCCUCGGAGCUGUGGGCCGUACACGGACACUACGCUGACGCGGGGGAGGCGGCGGCGCUCAUUGCGGCCUCGCUGGGCUGCCCCAUGCUCAUGACCGGGCACUCGCUGGGCCGCAAUAAGAAGGCCCACCUGCUUGCUAGCGGCUCCGUGAGCCUGUCCGAGAUGGAGGCCACCUACCGCAUCAGUCGCCGCAUAGAGGCGGAGGAGCGCAGCCUGGACUCCGCCGUGGUGGUGUUCACAUCCACACAGCAGGAGGUCAAGGAGCAGUGGGGGUUGUACGACGGCUACCGCGAGCGGCUGGCUGAGGCCCUCACCCAGCGCGGUGUCCCCGGGCUGCAUGUGCCCGCCAUGGCCGUCAUACCGCCGGGCCUGGACUUCUCCGCACUCAAGGUGGCACUGCCCGCGGACCCCAUCUCGCAGCUCCUGGAGCGGCACACCGCGAAGACCUCCAUUCCUCGCCCCCGCUCUCCCGCACUCUUCAUGCAGGUACACCGCUUCCUGCGCAACCCCGCCAAGCCCGUCAUUCUGGCUAUGAGCAGGCCUGACGCCAAGAAGAACGUGGCGGCGCUGAUCAAAGCGUACGGCAGCAGUGCCGUACUGCGGGACCUGGCGAACCUGGUGCUGGUGCUGGGCAACCGUGACGUCAUCGACUCGAUGGCCAGUGGCAGUGCCCGGGUGAUGGAGGGGGUGCUGAAGCUCGUGGACGCGUACGACCUGUACGGCAGUGUGGCCUACCCUAAGCGGCACAGCCAGUCGGACAUUUCCGAUAUCUAUCACCUGGCGGCCGCAACACGGGGCGUGUUCGUGAAUGUGGCGCUGCAGGUGUGUGAGGGAGCGCGAAGGAAAGGGGGGAGGGGCGGAGGGGAUGCUUUCCCCUAG
Volvox carteri f. nagariensis is the source of this 1665-nucleotide messenger RNA. RefSeq lists its product as uncharacterized. The record is from RefSeq and is a predicted model, not a curated record. The annotation marks the transcript as partial. Gene Ontology annotation, molecular function: sucrose synthase activity. Gene Ontology annotation, biological process: sucrose metabolic process. Lineage: Eukaryota; Viridiplantae; Chlorophyta; Chlorophyceae; Chlamydomonadales; Volvocaceae. The transcript has 10 exons.